GUCCCCUCCCCACACUAGUCCUAUAUAAAAAAUGAGCUCCCUUGAGAACUCCCAACCAGCACUUGCUCUGCUGCUACUAUCAGUACUAAUAAUAAGCUGCCCUAGACCCAAAACACUCAAAAUGGCGAAGUUAUGGAAAAUAUUCUUAUUUUAUCUAGUUUGCACUAGUGUUUUUUUAGCAGCAGCAGUUUAUGGAGUAGAAGAAGAAGAAACCGGUGAAGAAAAAAAGCGAGAAGCGGACAGAGUGAGCAACUUGCCUGGGCAACCGCCGGUGACUUUCAGGCACUACGCUGGCUAUGUUAGACUGAGACCCAAUGAUCAAAAGGCGUUGUUCUACUGGUUCUUUGAAGCCCAAGAUAAUGUCUCUCAGAAGCCUCUUGUUCUUUGGCUAAAUGGAGGACCUGGGUGCUCGUCUGUAGCAUUUGGUGCAGCACAAGAACUUGGCCCUUUUCUUGUUCGGAGAAAUGUAACUGAGCUUAUUCUUAACAAGUACUCUUGGAACAAAGCUGCAAAUCUGCUAUUCCUGGAGGCACCUGUGGGUGUGGGUUUUUCAUACACAAAUAAUUCACAAGAUUUGCGGAAGCUUGGCGAUCGAGUUACAGCAGAUGACUCGCAUGCCUUCUUGAUCAAUUGGUUUAAAAGGUUCCCAGAAUUCAAAUCUCAUGACUUUUUUAUGGCAGGGGAGAGCUAUGCUGGUCAUUACGUUCCACAGCUAGCUGAGCUCAUCUAUGAAAGAAACAAAGGAGCCACUAAAAACUCGUAUAUAAAUUUUAAGGGUUUCAUGAUUGGAAACGCAGUUAUUAAUGAUGAAACGGACUUAUCUGGAAUUCUGGAUUACGCAUGGAGUCAUGCAAUAAUCUCAGACAAGCUUUAUCACAGCGUAAAAGAAUGCUCUAAAUUGAAGGAAAGCUUCGCUGCUGCUGCUGCUGUAAACAAUUGCUCUGUCCAUUUUGGAGGGUUCAUGGAAGCCUAUUCCAAUAUUGAUAUGUAUAGCAUCUACACGCCAGUUUGCCUCGAUGAUGCUUCUCAGGCGUCUAAAAAAAUCUCGGCUGGCCCUCGUCAACUCACAAUGCACGACCUCUGGCGCAAGCUGCCAUCAGGAUAUGAUCCAUGUACUGAAGGUUAUGCCGUGAAUUUUUUCAACAGAGAAGAUGUUCAGAGGGCCCUGCAUGCCAAUGUCACCAAAAUGUCUUAUCCUUACACUCCAUGCAGCCAUGUCAUUGAGAAGUGGAAUGACUCGCCGGACACAGUCCUGCCAGUCCUUCAUAAACUCCUGAAGGCUGGAAUCCGUAUUUGGGUCUACAGGAGAAAAUUUGGUGACAUGGAAAAGCAAAAAAUAAAGCAUUGUUGCAAGAUCUAGCGCAGAAGCUGAAUACCGUGCAAUGGCAUCUACAGUUAGUGAACUCAUUUAGAUCAAGCAAGUCCUCAAAGACAUGAAAAUUGAAAGCAACGGGCCUAUGACGAUGCAUUGUGAUAACCAAGCUGCCCGCUACAUUGCUUCAAAUCCUGUGUUCCAUGAACGAACUAAGCAUAUUGAAGUUGACUGCCACUUCAUCAAGAAAAAAGUUCAAAAGGGAGAAAUUGAAACUCCUUAUAUCAAAAGUCAAGACCAACUAGCAGACAUCCUUACAAAGGCUCUUGACAAACAGAAUCAUCAUUCAAUUCUCAGCAAGAUGGGUUCAAUAAACUUAUAUGAACCCACCUUGAGGGGGAGUGUUGAAAGAAGAAAAGACAAGUCAGAAGGAGUGGUCUCAGAGGCUGCACAAGCCAGAUUGCUUGUGCAAACUGCUCAUCACAGACCAACAAGGAAAAAAAGAGCAACCUUUUUUGCAAAGCAGGGAAGGUCACUUCAACCUUUUUCACAUUGAGAAAUAUACGUUAAAAGGCAACCGUUAGAGUAGGAUCUUAACUUGUAUAUAUAACAAUCAAUAAUUUGUAAAGAAUUAGAAUUCCAUCAUAUAAUAAAAUCACAGCUUCAUAAAA
Messenger RNA from Ricinus communis (castor bean), 1983 nucleotides. RefSeq names its product serine carboxypeptidase-like 35. The coding region runs from base 32 to 1360 and encodes 442 amino acids. Lineage: Eukaryota; Viridiplantae; Streptophyta; Magnoliopsida; Malpighiales; Euphorbiaceae. Gene Ontology annotation, biological process: proteolysis. The record is from RefSeq and is a predicted model, not a curated record. The transcript has 8 exons. Gene Ontology annotation, molecular function: serine-type carboxypeptidase activity. Gene Ontology annotation, cellular component: vacuole.